AUGGCCAAAGUACCGCGCAACUUUAGGCUUCUUGAAGAGCUGGAAAAGGGCGAGAAGGGCAUCGGCGACGGAAGCUGCUCUUACGGAAUGGCCGACGGCGAUGAUCUGACGAUGACCAACUGGAACGCCACAAUCAUCGGCCCGGGCCACUCGGUCUUUGAGAACCGCAUCUACUCGCUCAAGAUCCACUGUGGUCCCAGCUAUCCGGACAAGGCACCCGAGGUCAGCUUCUUGACCAAGAUCAACUUGCCUUGCGUCAAGGCCGAUGGAAAGGUUGAUGCAUCGGCGCUUCCCAUCUUUGCCAACUGGAACCGCGACAACACGAUCGAGACAAUCCUGCUGUCGCUGAGGCGUGAGAUGGCCUCGUCGAGCAACCGAAAGCUUCCUCAACCGGCCGAGGGGACCGCCUACUAG
Molecule: messenger RNA, 414 nt
Organism: Pseudozyma flocculosa PF-1
Lineage: Eukaryota; Fungi; Basidiomycota; Ustilaginomycetes; Ustilaginales; Ustilaginaceae
Exons: 5
Coding region: 1-414 (137 amino acids)
Biological process (GO): DNA damage tolerance; protein K63-linked ubiquitination
Cellular component (GO): nucleus
Source: RefSeq, a predicted model, not a curated record